Messenger RNA from Liolophura sinensis, 1149 nucleotides. Its product is annotated as octopamine receptor-like. The transcript has 2 exons. Gene Ontology annotation, cellular component: plasma membrane. Lineage: Eukaryota; Metazoa; Mollusca; Polyplacophora; Chitonida; Chitonidae. Gene Ontology annotation, molecular function: G protein-coupled receptor activity. The record is from RefSeq and is a predicted model, not a curated record. Gene Ontology annotation, biological process: adenylate cyclase-activating adrenergic receptor signaling pathway; positive regulation of MAPK cascade. The coding region runs from base 1 to 1149 and encodes 382 amino acids.
AUGUUGAACACGUCUGUAAUUCCAAACGGCUUACUCUCCAAGAAUGACGUCACGACAGAGGAGUUGCACGAGGCGGAUGACUGGGGCUCUGUGUACUCAUACAACCUCAUGUCCAUGAUUUGCGUCUGUGUAGUUCUCGGCGCCAUCGUCCUGGGAACGAUUCUUGGGAACAUCUUCGUAAUUUCGGCGAUUCUGUUGCAGAAGAGUCUCAGAGCCACGAAGUCGAAUUAUUUGAUUCUGUCGUUGGCCGUUACCGACUUAACGGUGGCCGUUUUCGUGCUGCCUGUAAGUAUAGAGAACCAGGUCACUGUCCGAUGGCGACUCCAGGCUUGGGUGUGUGACAAGUGGACGUCCAUGGACGUCAUGUGUUGUACGGCGUCUAUAUUACACCUACUGAUGGUCAUCAACCGAUAUCUGUCUGUGACUUAUAUGGGCUACACAAGGCGUCUCUCCACCCAUGAAGUUGUGCUGAUGAUUGCGAUGGUCUGGUGUGUUUCAUUUUGCAUCUCGAUCCCACCUUUACUGGGGUGGCGGGACAGCAAGCAAAGCCCCCAGAUCACGGGCUACUGUGUGGUAAGUCAAGAUCCCGGAUAUGCCUUAUUCGCCAUACUCGGAUCGUUCUAUAUUCCUCUUAUUUUCAUAAUUAUCCUGAAUUUAAAAAUUUACCGAGUUGCCAAGGGACGGGUUAAAAAUUAUGGAGCUAACGGAUCUAGGAUGCCUCAGCCGAGUCAGUCUGACACAGCCUGCACUGACACAGCCUGCGGUGACCAAAGAAUGAACGCCACGUCAACGACUGUAACUAAGGAGAAUAGAAUGCUCAUGGAGGAAGCUCAACAGACGAGUAACAAUUUACGGACAGUACAGAGAGAGAACUCUAACAUCCUCACCCAACAUAAAUCUUACAUUCAUUCAACAAUCCACUCUUUAUUUCGACCUAGAGUGUUUCUGAUUAACGCGUUCUGUAAGACUUGCUAUGUCUCUGAACUAGCCGUGAAUCUGCUCGGUUUCGUCAACAGCAUGGUCAAUCCGUUCAUAUACACUAUGUUUAACCUCAAAUUUAGCAAAACCUUUCGCGAAUUUUUCUACCAGAGGUUAAUUCGGAAAACGUGCGACUGCGAAAGGUUAAGGGUUAAGAGCAAAGUCGGGUGA